GCGGCUGAGCCAAUGGGAAAUGGACAAUGCAGUCAGCAGAAGUCAGAAAUGUUGAAAAACCUGUAGUGACAGUCAGGGUGAGUUUCCUCACACGAGACACCAGAUACAGUCAUAGAUACUGUAUUGUAUUGUUGGGAAAGCUAAUGAAACCGCUCGGCCCCACUUAUGGUCUUCAACUGAGUGCAUUUCUAAUCUAGACCCUUUCUUUGAAAGAAAUUUGUUAUGGGGACUUACUCGGACCAAAAGGAUGGGGACCUGCAAAAUGGGUAUUCAGAAAACAGCAAGACAUCUGCUUUCAUUCCAGACAUGGAGCUCAGGGAGGAGUGGCAAGACGAGGAAUUUCCCAGGCCUCUUCCUGAGGAUUCACACGAUCCUGAUGAUGAAGAUGAAAGCUCCGGAGCUGACAGUAACAGGCCUGUCCCACCGACCAGCCUGGCCCUGACCGGCAACAGUGUCCGAAAGAAGCGUCUAGUGGCACCUUCUCUUAAUCUCACUUUGGAUAAAAUCUCUACUGACCGGAGCUUGAAAUCUGACGAGUUUGAUGCUUCUGCGCUGUCGCCGUCUUACGAAGAUGAUCCAGACCUGGAUAUUAACCUUGAGGCUUUAGAAACACCUUCAGACAGCGAGUCCUGCAACUUUCCAGACAGCAUGCGCGAUUUGGAGUGGGAAGAUGAUCUUCCUAAAAUGGGCAAAGCGGCGCUCAGGAAGGGCAGUUUGCUGGAUCAGGCAGAAAUGGGACACUUGGAGUUGGAUCAGGUGGAUGGUAAUGGUGUGCGAUGGAGAUGCUUCCAUAUUGGCGGGCAGGACUAUCAGGUCAACAUGAGCGUUCUGGAACCUUACCUCCAAGUUCUCUCCCAUGGAGGGUAUUUUGGGGACGGAUCUACAGCCGUCAUCAUGUUUACCUCCUGCUACCUACCAGAAAAUACAAUACAACAUUAUGAAUAUGUGAUGGACAAUCUCUUCAGGUUCAUCAUUGGCACGCUUGACCUGAUGGUGUCUGAGAAUUACAUACUAGUGUAUUUGUGUGGCAUGGCUCCUCGCAAUAAGAUGCCCGGCAUUAAAUGGCUCAGGCAAUGUUACACAUCCAUUGACAGAAGAUUAAGGAAGGACCUGAAAGGUCUUCUUGUGGUUCACCCUGCGUGGUACGUGAGAGCUUUAAUCACAGUCAUCAAACCUUUCAUCAGUGAGAAGUUUGGCAGGAAGAUGCGCUUCAUCCACAGUUUGCAGGAACUGGCUGAGUUUGUUCCUGUGGACCAGCUGCAAAUCCCAGAAAGCAUCAGAGAGUAUGAUGAGCAGCUCAACAGGUGAAGGUGUCUGAUGCAAACAUUGAUGUGUACAUACUGUAUAGACUUCACACUGGGGUGACCGGGGUUAAAGGUCAAGCUUCAGGGCAUUGACGGAAAACCACUUCCUGCAGACUAUACAAAAGGACAGUGUCUGGAGGAGAGACACAUCUGUGUCAUCCUAUUGAGCUCGCAUGAUGAGAAUACUGCGAGGAACAUGAAAGAUCUCCAUUGAUCUAAACUUUUACAAAACAAACCUAAACACAGCGUUUCAUAGACAACCAAAUCAAGUUUAUACCUUUAGAAAAGGUAGUUUGAACAUAUAAAAGCUUGCCAAGUUGAGGGAAUAUUUUUAAGGCUGUCGAGUUUCACUUUUUCAUGUUUAGAUUUUUUUAUAUGAUGAUGUGGCCAAAGAUGGAUUGAUUUGAUCGCACAGAGCUAACAUAAUGGUACAGGUAAAUAUUAGAAUAUAAUUAAAUAACGUCGUAUGGAUCUUUAUUCAUAUAUGCACCAAGUUUACAACAAUGUCUCAUUGUAAGUCUAAUCUUUAUCUGAAAGUCAUAUAAACUAUGAUUUAUAUAAUAAUUGCUUAGAGUAAUUCUUUAUACUAUUAUCUUUCAUCCAGAGCCUGCAAUUACAGGGAUUUGAUUUUCUUUCUGUUUGGUUUUAUGAAAUAGCUUUCUAAAUAGAUUUUGUUUGUGGUUAUUUUUCUGAAGAAUAAGUUUAAUUUACAGAUUUAAUCAUCUUCAAUCCAGACAUAAUUAAAUCUAGCAGUGGUGAUGACUCAAAUGUUUGAUGCAGAAUCAAAGAGCUGAAAGAAACAAAGGGGUAUUUUAUUUCUGCACUGCGAAAAAUGAUUAGUUGUUUUUUGUUCAUUUAAAGGCGGUUGACUUAAAAUGUCAAGUUAGUUCAACUUAAUAUAAGUAAACUCAAUGUCUUUUUCAAUUGACUAAACUCAUUUAGUUUUUCGUUUUAAGGCAACCAGGUAAACCUUUUUUUUUUUUAAGUUGAACCAACAAUUUUUUGUUGUUUUUGUAAGGUGAUCUGUUUUUUUCUUUAUAUUAGUGUAUAUAUGUUAAAUAUUGAUAUUAAAAUAUAUGUGAGGGGGUUUUCUUCUUGAAGACGGUGGAGAAACGUUCUCUUCGGUUCAGCUGCUGUUUGUAAACGGCCCUUUCAUUUAUUAGAUUCUCCUAUGUGCAAAUAUUUAUACAAGGUCACACUUGAACAACCUGGACGUUCAACAGCAGACGUGUACUACAUCUUUUUACAAUAUGUAUGGCAAUAAAUGAUUAUACUGUUAAA
This is a messenger RNA of Triplophysa dalaica, 2585 nucleotides long. It is a transcript of the gene bnipl, whose product is annotated as BCL2 interacting protein like. The transcript has 10 exons. The record is from RefSeq and is a predicted model, not a curated record. Gene Ontology annotation, cellular component: cytoplasm. Lineage: Eukaryota; Metazoa; Chordata; Actinopteri; Cypriniformes; Nemacheilidae. Gene Ontology annotation, biological process: apoptotic process. The coding region runs from base 223 to 1308 and encodes 361 amino acids.